AUGAAACAAAAGCAACACAUUGAAGGUGUCUUGUGUAAACAAUCCAAUCAAGUUAAAGAGGACUAUCGAAUUCAUUUGACAUAUAUAAUUGGUUGCAUUCGAUAUUUAUUAGCACAAGAUUUAGCUUUUCAUGGUAAUGAUGAGUCAAUUUCAUCAAAAAAUAAGGAGAAUUUUCUUGAACUUAUGAAUUUUCUUGUUAACCAUAAUAAAGAUGUUUAUAAAGUUUGGAAAAAUUGUCAGGGAAAUCUUAAGUUAACAUCUCCUGGUAUUCAAAAGAAUAUUGUUAAAGCUGCUGCAAUGGUCACUACUCAAGUUAUACUGGAUGAUCUUAGAGAUGAUUUAUUUGCUAUUUUAAUUGAUGAAUCUCGUGAUAUCUCAGUGGUGGAGAAAAUGGUUGUGGUUAUAUUUUAUGUAAAUAAUGAAGGAAAAGUUAUUGAGCAUUUUCUUAGUGUUGUUCAUGUUUUAAAUACCAGUGCUCUAACAUUGAAAUUGACUUUGGAGUCAUUAUUUGUAAAAUAUGGAUUAAGUUUGUCAAUGAUACGUGGACAAGGCUAUGACUAA
Messenger RNA from Lathyrus oleraceus (garden pea), 561 nucleotides. RefSeq lists its product as uncharacterized. Bases 1 to 561 code for a protein of 186 amino acids. NCBI's taxonomy places the organism in Eukaryota, Viridiplantae, Streptophyta, Magnoliopsida, Fabales, Fabaceae. The transcript has a single exon. The record is from RefSeq and is a predicted model, not a curated record.